AUGGCGGGCGAGGAGAAGACGGUGGUCCGCAGCGCGGGCGGCUUCGCCCUGGGCCUGGCCCUGUCUGCGGCCUACGGGCUCCUAGCCCUGCUAGUCCAGGGCCACCAGCCCUGGGGCUGCUUCGUGGUCUCCGUCACCCUGGCAGCCUUCCUGGGCCUGGGCAUGGCUUUCUCCCGCCCCGUCCGGGCCACCGUGCUGCUCCUGCUGCCCCAGGCCUUCUCCAGGCAGGGCCGUGCGGUGCUGCUGGUGGCGGCGCUGGGCCUGGUGGUGCAGGGCCCGCUGGCCAACGCCCUCAACAACUUCGGCCGCGCGGCCGACGCCGUGGCGUGCGGCGCCGAGCUGGCCCUCAACCAGACCGCCAGGACGCUCCAGCGCGCCCGGAGGCCCCUCCUCGACGCCCUGGAGAAAAUCAAGGCAGUCGCCCAGAAGUCCAAGGUGGUGGCCGACCGCAUCCGCCGCUUCUUCCGGGCCAUCAUGGACGGCGUCCAGCACAUGGCCCGGGCGCUGCGCAACGUCUGGUACUGGCUGAGGCACAUCGGGGAGGCGUGCAAUAAGGAGCUGGGCGAGCCCUACCGGAAGUGCUCCCGCGUCUUCGACGGCGCCCAGGACAACUGUCUGCGCGUCCUGCCCGUCCUCUUCUUCCUCUGCUACAUCUUGGUGCCUUUCAAGGUGGUCCUCUGCGGGCUGGCUAACGUCGCCCAGUUGUUCUGCCUCCUCCCGCGCUACAUCCAACCUUUCCUGCAGCGAACCAUCGGCACCCCGGUCUUAAACGUGAUCGGCCACGUCCGUCGCCAGUUCGAGUUCAACAUGAGCGUCACCCACCACUUCCGCGUGAACCUCAACGCUUCGCGCAGCCUGUCCCAGGUGGCCUUCGACCUCCAGGAGGCCGUGGCCCUGAAGCUGCACCCUCUCCAAGAGGCCCUGGCCAUGUUCAGCUACACGUCCAGCCUGGUGCUGGCCUACCUCUACGUCCAGGCCCUGCUGUACCGCCAUCGCUACCUGAGCCACGACGACUUCGACAACAUCUACAUCACCCGCCGCUUCCUGCGCAUGGACGCGCUGCGUGCCCGCCUGGGGCUGCCCACCGUGCUGCCCCUCAGCGCCACCGAGAACAACAGAUACAUCCUGCCCGGGUCCCCGUUCCUGACGCGUCUGGAGCGCCUGCGCUACACGGCUUCGCUCUUCAACCUGUUCCGCCACGUGCUGCUGGUCCUGCUGUUGGUGGCACUGGAUUAUGCCAUCUUCUGGCUGCUCGACCUGGUCAGAUUCCACCUGCAAGGGGAGAUCGUGGCGCGCAGCCCGGUGAUGGCGACGGUGACGGUGGAGGGGACCGGCUACACGGGCGAGAUCUACCGGGACCUCGUGUCCGCCUUCGAGGCCUUGCAGCAGGGCAACGUCAGCGUCCUGUCCAAGCGUUGCCUCCUCCGGCCGUCCGAGCCGGACUACACGGGCUACUCCCUCAUCGGCCUCAUGUACGGCGUCUGCUUCUGCAUCACCCUGGUGGGGUCCUACGUGGGGCGGCUCCGGAGGGUCAUCUGCGCCUCCUACUACCCGUCGCGGGAGCAGGAGCGGAUCAUAUACCUGUACAACCUACUGUUGGCGCGUCGAAGCCGGCUCCCCGCGGUGCUCUUCCGGGCUGCCCAGCGGCGCUCGGCCGACCAGGGCCGGAGUGGCGUCCUCUACAUCCUCAUGGCCAAAUUUCCUCGCCUGGCCCGGCUGCUGCGACCCUUCCGGCUGCAGCAGGCCUGCUGUCUGGCCUGUGGGAGACCCCGACCCGAGGGGGCCGGGGAGAACUUCGUGGCCUGUAGUACGCCCGGCUGCCGGGGCCUCUUCUGCCCCGAGUGCUUUCGGCUGCUGGACAACUGCUGCUCCGUGUGCUCAGCCCCCCUCAUCGUCCAGGGGGGCCUGGACCUGGAAGUGGACUCAAGCGACGAGGAGCCGGUCAACCUGUGGCGAGCGGCGGCCCGGGGCCUGGAGGGCGAGCGCCGGCGUCUACUAAGGACCAAGGUGCGGGACUUUCUGCGGACCGCUGGGGCCGCCUCCCUCCGCCUCAGCUCCAGCAGCAGCAGCAGCAGCGAGGAAGAGGAGGGCACCGGCGGGGGUGGCACCGUGCCCAUCUUCGUGCCCCCCCCCUCCUUCCUCCUUGGCCCCCUCCCCCCCGAUAAAGAAAGGCAGCGGAGGCCGGGCCUUACCGAAUCUUAA
Molecule: messenger RNA, 2202 nt
Organism: Tachyglossus aculeatus (Australian echidna)
Lineage: Eukaryota; Metazoa; Chordata; Mammalia; Monotremata; Tachyglossidae
Gene: DCST2
Product: DC-STAMP domain containing 2
Exons: 15
Coding region: 1-2202 (733 amino acids)
Cellular component (GO): membrane
Source: RefSeq, a predicted model, not a curated record